This is a messenger RNA of Mauremys reevesii (Reeves's turtle), 2068 nucleotides long. RefSeq names its product dispanin subfamily A member 2b-like. The record is from RefSeq and is a predicted model, not a curated record. Bases 200 to 538 code for a protein of 112 amino acids. NCBI's taxonomy places the organism in Eukaryota, Metazoa, Chordata, Testudines, Geoemydidae. The transcript has 2 exons. Gene Ontology annotation, cellular component: membrane.
CCGCCCGCAGGUUUCCGCUGAUUACAUUGCACCUGGCCGGGUUCCCGGCCCAGGGCCCUCACGUGGGAACACCCCGGCGCUGGAAAGGGAGGGGUCGAGCGGAUCCGGCCACUUCCCUCUGCCUUUAUUCCCAGCUCGCCGCCUUCCCCGCGCACCUUCUCUGCCGCUCCGCUGCGCCCGUCCUGCCGCUUCCCCAGCCAUGGACCCCCCCAGCGCUGUGCCCUACGCCCGCCUGGAGAUCCCCGACCUCGAUUCCGUGCCCUCCUACAAGUACUGGUCCAUCUUCAACAUCCUGUGCUGCUGCCUGCCCCUGGGGCUGGUCGCUGUCUUCUACUCGGGACAGGUGGAGGAGUGCCUAGCACGCAGAGAUAUCGCAGGAGCGAAGUCCGCCUCUGACACCGCAAGAACCAUCAACAUCCUCGCCGUGGUGAUCGGGCUGGCAUGCAUCGGUGUGGUCAUAUUCUUUAUGAUCCAGAGAGUUCAGCUGCUCAGUGCAGCACAACCCACCCAGUUUCCCUCAUUCUAUCAUUCAGGCUGAGGCCAGGGUGCUGCCCCCCAGGCUUGGGGAGAUGAAACCACCACUGCAAAAAUCUGUCUUUGAAUUCUGCUCUCUUUAGGUUCUCGCUCUUCUUUAUUCUGCUGGUAGCCAGUAAGCUUCCUCUACAGCUGGUGCUGCCAUAAGUAUGUUUGCAGGUUUUAUGCCCCCAAGAUCAUCAUCAAGCUGACAGCUGCAGAUAUUGAAUUGGGAUUCCCUCUCUCUCAGCCUUUACCGCAGCCACUUGGGUAUAGUUCUCAUAGCACUAACUCCUUUCUCACUAGACUGGAAAGAAAUCAAGAAAAAGACACUGAAAUCUUUCCAGGCCACACAGACAGACUUGCUGCUAAUGCCGAGGUUCUUAACUAAAGCACCACGUGGGAGCAGGGGCUGCACUGCAGGGGGGAAGCUUGCAGGAACUAUUGCACCCCAUAGUGGCUGCUGGCUGGGUGCCCAGCUCUGAAGGCAGUGCCACCAUCAGCAGCCACGGGGGGCUGAGAGCAGCUCCUGACCCUGCAUCUCCACCCAUUGGGAGGCACUGUGCAGGGCAGGUGGAGGGGUUGGGACUCCCCACAGCUGCCUGUUCUGGCCUGGGUUCCUGGUCCCUGCUCCUCAAGGUUCUCUUGGCCUCAGAGCCAGGUCCCCCAGCAUGGUGGCUGUUACUGGCUGUGAGCAGUUGAAGGGCAGCAGGGAGCUGAGAAGCAGCCCCAGCCUGACCAGGAGGCAGGGCCGGGGAGGAAGUGGGGUCAGAAUUUAGGAGGAGCAGGGGUGGGGAUAUGGAGAGCCAGGGGCACUGCCCCCCCUCCUGCCUCAAGCUGGCACCACCUCCCCUCUUCCAGUCUCCUCCCCUCACAUUUUUUCAGGCUUAGAUAAAAAGAUAAGUGUUGGCUCUAGCAAUGAUGCCUGGGGGCCACAUUCAUCCCCAGUCUCCCACCUUCACUGGCUCCAGCUAGCACCUGUCCUGUUUAAAGCACACAGCUUGUUAGGUUACUAAGUGCCUGGUAGCUGAGACCACUGCUGUUUUCGCACUAGCUCUGGGAGGAGAUGAUUGUAGUAGAUUACCGAGAGCUGUUCAGGGCUAAUUAAUGUAAUCACUUCUCUGUGAAAGUUUUGGAUCAACUCUUGUUAUAAAUGUAACUGAAAGAUGGGUUUACUCUGGCUGUGACACCACUGCUGUGUAUGAUGAGUUUCAUAGUUGCUGCUACGGGUGGCUUUUUGCCCACCACCCCCAAAGCAAAAGAGAGGGAAUGGAUCAUAAAAGGCCAGAAAGUGGCAGGGGAGCUCCAAGGCAGAUAGGAAACCUUGAACUACUUUAAAUUCUUCGGAGUAGAUUUCACUGUGUCUGUUAAGCACGGCACCUUGCCCUUCACAAGAGCUGAUGGAAGAGUUCAGAAGCACAGGGAGCAAAGAUUGAGAGAAUGGAUUUUACACGGGGCUUGUAUACGGUUUAAAAGAGAGGGCUUAUCUGUAAACAGCUUAUUCCAAUGUUUCUAAAAGUUUACAAAAAUGUAAAUAAAUGCUUCCAAUACUAAA